AUGUCCGACCCUAGUGAGCUGCCGUCAGAGUCCAUGCCCCGCGCUGAAUCAGAACUCAAGCCACUGUCCAAUGCCGAAGAUUUGGCUCUCUCGAACUCAGCCAGUGCCCAAAUCGCACGCAUUCUGAAUCCCACUGAUUUGGCGUUGGUCAACGGCUUUGCGAUCGAUGACGAUGAAGACGCGGAUGAGGACUAUGUCGCAGUUGACCAGGAUGAUGCCAACGAUAUGCCAUACUGGUUCCGCCGCCCGCCUAUUUACAAUCGCUCCAAGCUGGAUGAACUCCACCCGUUUGUGCAGCUGCUCUCUGUCUCCAACGUCGAUGAUUGUGUGCAGGUAGAGAAUGCUUUCCCAGAGCCAGAACGAUGCUCGCGUGAAAAGUUCAUCUAUCGCCUGAGCAGAUGCCCUGAGCUCAGUCUGGGACUCUUCACACUGCCUGUCAUCGAAGAAGGAGUCCCCAAGCCUCGCGCCACCCUCGUCGGUCACAUCAUUGCUACUCGCACUUCAGAGCCCUGUGUGACGGAUCGGUCGAUGCGACUUCCCACCAACUGGCAGAGUGAGCGCUGGACUAUUGAGGAGGGCCAGGCUGUUGGCCAUGAAGAGGGCGGUGGCACCAUUGCUAUCCAUUCUCUAGCAGUGCUGCCGGAGCACCAGGGCAAGCAGGUCGGCAGUACCUUGAUGAAAUCGUACAUCAACCGUAUUCGGGAAGCUCAGAUUGCCGAUCGGAUUGCAAUCAUUGCUCAUGACCAUCUGGUUCCCUUUUAUGAAUCAUUUGGGUUUGAAUCCCAUGGCUUGAGCAAGUGCCAAUUCGGCGGUGGUGGAUGGGUUGAUUUGGUAUGA
Molecule: messenger RNA, 837 nt
Organism: Penicillium alfredii
Lineage: Eukaryota; Fungi; Ascomycota; Eurotiomycetes; Eurotiales; Aspergillaceae
Product: polyamine acetyltransferase
Exons: 2
Coding region: 1-837 (278 amino acids)
Cellular component (GO): cytoplasm
Molecular function (GO): aralkylamine N-acetyltransferase activity
Source: RefSeq, a predicted model, not a curated record